AUGGACUGCGCCACCACAGCUGUGGAGGCGAAGCAGCGCUUAACCAAUUUUAUGGCGUCUGCCGCGAGCUCUACGCGGCAGAUUGUUUGCGAGCACGCCCGCCUGAGCGUGGACGGGCUGCGCGUGGUGCCAGGCCCCACUAGGAUUGGUACAUGCGGGGCGGCGUCGAACAGUGAUGCCACGUUAUUGCAUGCUGAGAGGUCUCGCAUCUUGUGGCCCAUGCGUGCGGAUGCGAAACUCGCAGCACUGCCCGUGGGCGGCGGAGAGGGCGUGGACCCAACAGGCCCUGCUGUUGGUCAGGACGUGUUGUGCUUUCUUUUCGACACGCUUACGUCUGCGCACUUGACUGUAAUGACAGGCAGACGUCGGCAUGUGUCCGUGUCAAUUGGCGUGGAGUUUGCGGAGCCGCUCUGUGUGGAGCAGCCAUUCACCCUGACAAGUUGCCUUUUGCGGGUGGGUCGGCGGAUCUGUUGCCUGACUGCCGAAGUCCACCAGCGGAAAGGUGGGCGGCGGCUGCUGUGUGCGAGGGCCGACCACCUCAAGGCCUUCUACACAGAGAGCCCACAGCAUAAUUCCCACCCGCCCGCGAGCAAGCUGUGA
Trypanosoma conorhini is the source of this 600-nucleotide messenger RNA. RefSeq lists its product as uncharacterized. The record is from RefSeq and is a predicted model, not a curated record. The coding region runs from base 1 to 600 and encodes 199 amino acids. The transcript has a single exon. Lineage: Eukaryota; Euglenozoa; Kinetoplastea; Trypanosomatida; Trypanosomatidae.